AUGACUUCCAGAAUCGAUAGAUCCAAAGCCUUAAUUUGGAAGAAUGACGAGAUUAUCGAGAAUUAUAGACUGGAGCUUAAGACGGUGCUUUGUUGUUGUACGCCGGAGAUUGAAGAGUCUUACGCAAACUUUGUACAGUCUGGCUGUAUCGUGAGCUUCGUGGACAAGCUAAACCAUGACGCCGGCUUUAAAGAUACCCAGGACAACUGGAAUGCUGCUGAAAAUGAAGUAUUUCUGUCACAAGAGCUCAAGUCUUUGUACACCGCGGAGACUACCGCUUACGACACUUUGCAAAAACACCAGGGUAAAAUCUUACCACGUCUAUUGGCUAAAGUCACAUUAGAUCUGGAGCCGUCGAGUGCUCAAGUGCACAGCGACAUAUUAGAGCACAUGCAGAUUAAAGGCAUUCUGCUUCAAUAUCUACCCGGAUCUACCUUGUCAGCAUUGGACCAACAUGUGCCUCAGCCAGCAUGGCAAGAUCUGAUUGACGAAGCAGUCCGCAUUGCUCAUACGCUAGGCGAUUGUAAUGUCCUCAACUCAGACGUCCGCCCUGAUAAUUUCAUGGUCGUGCCAGCGGUAAAUGACAAAUACCACGUCUUUAUGAUCGACUUGGGCCAGUGCCGAGUGCGUCGAGCUGAUGAGUCUGACAAAGAAUGGGGUCGAGCAAAAUGGCAACAAGACGAAGAAGGGGCUAUAGGAAUGGGUAUGAGGCAGCGGCUGCACAAGAUUGGCUACUAA
[Torrubiella] hemipterigena is the source of this 738-nucleotide messenger RNA. Lineage: Eukaryota; Fungi; Ascomycota; Sordariomycetes; Hypocreales; Clavicipitaceae. The record is from the annotation of a GenBank genome assembly.